AUGCAACCCUUGCCAGUCGCAAACUUGAAAUACAGUCUCACACACACCACGGAAGGCGCGCGCGCGUCCAUUCCAAGGGCAAUGGCGCCGCACACCACGGAAGCGGACGCCGCCGCCGCCGCCGGCGACGAGGAGUCGGCGGUGGAGGCCGGCACGCUGCGCCACCGCCACAACGCCGCCAAGGCCGACGACGACGGCGAGAUCAAAGGGAGCGCGCCGGCCGGGGAGGAGGGGGACGCGGAGGCGUCCGUGGAGCGGGCGUUCGAGGGCAGGCCGGUGCCGACGUGGCGGGAGCAGCUGACGCUCCGCGCCUUCGUGGUCAGCUUCUUCCUGGCCAUCAUGUUCAGCGUCAUCGUGAUGAAGCUCAACCUCACCACCGGCAUCAUCCCGUCGCUCAACGUCUCCGCGGGCCUCCUCGGCUUCUUCUUCGUCCGCCUCUGGACCUCCGCCAUCGAGAGGAUGGGGUUCCUCCGCCAGCCCUUCACGCGCCAGGAGAACACCGUCAUCCAGACCUGCGUCGUCGCCGCCUACGACAUCGCCUUCAGCGGUGGAUUUGGCAAUUACUUGUUCGCCAUGAGUGGAACCAUCGCCAGCCAAGCAACAGAGGCUAACGAUGCUCAGAAUGUCAAGGACCCCCACAUCGGGUGGAUGAUAGGGUUCCUCUUCCUCGUCAGUUUCGUUGGGCUAUUUGCUCUUGUGCCCCUGAGAAAGAUCAUGAUCGUGGACUACAAGCUCACCUAUCCAAGUGGCACCGCGACUGCAUAUCUUAUCAACGGUUUCCACACGCCAGAGGGUGCAAAGCUUGCAAAGAAGCAAGUAAGGACAUUGGGCAAGUUCUUUUCAUUCAGCUUCCUCUGGGGCUUUUUCCAGUGGUUCUACACUGCUGGAGACGGCUGUGGGUUUCAGAACUUCCCUUCCUUGGGCCUUCAGGCCUACAAGAGCAGGUUUUAUUUCGAUUUCUCCCCUACCUAUGUUGGAGUCGGGAUGAUCUGCCCCCACAUAGUGAACGUGUCUGUUCUACUGGGAGGCAUCCUGUCGUGGGGUGUGAUGUGGCCCUUGAUACACAACAACAGAGGGAGUUGGUACUCGGCUGACCUCAAAGACAGCAGUCUCCAUGGCCUCCAAGGUUACAGGGUGUUCAUAUCCAUCGCCAUGAUCCUCGGGGACGGCCUGUACAACUUCGUCAAGGUGCUCAUCCGCACGAGUGUCGCCUUCGCGGCGAUGGCGAAGAAGAACAGCACCAUCCCGGUCUCGGACGUGGGCGGCGCCAAGGCCACCGGCGAGCCUGUAUCGUUCGACGAGCAGCGUCGCACCGAGCAAUUCAUGAAGGACCAGAUCCCCAAGUCGGUGGCGUAUGCGGGGUACGCCGCCGUCGCCGCGGUGUCGAUCGCCACCCUACCCCAGAUCUUCCCGGACCUCAAGUGGUACUACAUCCUGGUGGCGUAUGUCUUCGCGCCCGUGCUCGCCUUCUGCAACGCCUACGGGACAGGCCUCACCGACUGGUCCCUCGCCUCCACCUACGGCAAGCUCGCCAUCUUCAUCUUCGGCGCGUGGGCGGGCGCCCCGCACGGCGGCGUGCUCGUCGGCCUCGCCGCCUGCGGCGUCAUGAUGAGCAUCGUGUCCACCGCCGCCGACCUCAUGCAGGACUUCAAGACGGGCUACCUCACGCUCGCGUCGCCCAGGUCCAUGUUCAUCAGCCAGAUCAUCGGCACCGGCAUGGGCUGCGUCAUCGCGCCCUGCGUCUUCUGGCUCUUCUACAAGGCCUUCGACGACAUCGGCAUCAGCGGCAGCGAGUACCCCGCGCCCUACGCCAUCGUCUACCGCAACAUGGCCAUACUCGGCGUCGACGGCUUCUCCUCGCUCCCCAAGCACUGCCUCACGCUCUGCUACGUCUUCUUCGCCGGCGCCAUCCUCAUCAACCUCGUCAGGGACUUGGUGCCCGCCAAGGUCGCCAAGUUCAUCCCGCUGCCCAUGGCCAUGGCCAUACCCUUCUACAUCGGCUCCUACUUCGCCAUCGACAUGUUCGUCGGCACCGUCAUCGUCUUCGUGUGGGGGAUCGUGAACAAGGCCAAGGCCGACGCGUUUGCGCCGGCGGUCGCCUCGGGGUUGAUCUGCGGUGACGGCAUUUGGACGCUGCCGCAGUCGAUCCUCGCUCUUGCAAAGGUGAAGCCACCGAUUUGCAUGAAGUUUCUAUCGAGAUCCGUCAAUGCCAACGUGGAUGCCUACCUAGGAAAUUAA
Triticum turgidum subsp. durum (durum wheat) is the source of this 2238-nucleotide messenger RNA. The record is from the annotation of a GenBank genome assembly. NCBI's taxonomy places the organism in Eukaryota, Viridiplantae, Streptophyta, Magnoliopsida, Poales, Poaceae.